UUGAGCAUCCGGGAACGGGCUGCCUGAUUAACUCGGUGCCUUCUGUGAUUUUGUUGCUUAACCUCAAAACGACACAACCCAAAAACCCCUAACGAGAUCUCUCGCAAACCCUAGCAAGUGGCAGGAGCAAUUAUAUUCCGGAGGAACACUAAGCGGUCACGAGGAUCAUCUUCUCUAUUGAAUAACAAUGGCAGGAUCAGCUGCGGCCUCCAUGGAAGGCAAUGGCGGGGAGGAGGUAUCAUUGAAAGAUAAGGGUAAUGAAUUCUUCAAAGCAGGGAACUAUCUUAAAGCCGCUGCUCUUUACACUCAGGCCAUCAAGCUCGACCCUUCAAAUCCCACUCUAUAUAGCAAUCGUGCUGCUGCAUUUCUGCAAUUGGUUAAGCUUAAUAAAGCACUUGCUGACGCAGAGACAACAAUCACAUUAAACCCCCAAUGGGAAAAGGGUUAUUUCAGGAAAGGAUGUGUAUUAGAGGCCAUGGAACAGUAUGAUGAUGCCUUGGCUGCUUUUCAAACGUCUUUACAGUACAAUCCACAGAGCACUGAGGUGUCAAGAAAGAUUAAGAGGAUAUCCCAGUUGGCAAAAGAAAAAAAACGAGCUCAAGAAAUGGAGAGCAAACGAUCCAAUGUCGACAUGGCAAAGCACUUGGAUACAUUGAAAUCUGAAAUGUCUGAGAAGAUUGCGUCUGAAGAAUGUUGGAAAGAAAUGUUCUCUUUCCUUGUUGAGACAAUGGAGACUGCUGUAAAAUCAUGGCAUGAAACUUCUAAAGUUGAUCCUAGAGUAUACUUUCUUCUCGAUAAGGAAAAGACACAGACUGAUAAAUAUGCUCCAGUUGUCAAUAUUGAUAAGGCCUUUGAAUCACCCCACACACACAGCAGCUGUGUCACAUUUCUUAGACAGUAUGCUGAGGAGUCGUUCUCAAAAGAAGCUUGCUUAGUUGUGCCAAAAAGUAUCAUAUCUUACCCACAGGUGUGGAAAGGUCAAGGAUCAAGGAAAUGGAAGCAUGGGCAACACGAUGGCUUCUUUGUUCAAUUGGAAUCACCUUUCUUACGAAAAUUAUGGUUUAUUCCUAGUACCAGUGAGAAGGGUCAAACGCUCUGCAGGGAUCCAGAGCCUCUAGACAUCAGCUCACAUGAAGUGCUUCCACGCGUGUUCAAAGAGAAGCUGCCCAACUCUUAGCGGAUUCACGCGUCUGUAGUAUGGUAUCAACCUGGGGAAACAGAAUGUGCAUUUUGACAGAGUUGCAUAUCAAGAAGACAAACCAGUCCCAUGAAAGAAUUUUCUAUGAUGUUGGAGAUCAUGGUUAGAUAUAAGCAAUUUCAAGGUGCUUUUUGUUAGCCAAAGUACGCAUGUAUUCAAUUUUUUAUCACUCUUGAUAUUAGGCUUGUUAUUUAAGUUAUUGCAUUUUUUUAAUGUAUGAUUUGCUUGUCCAUUAUUGUAUUUCCGAGAAGGGCUUUGGUUUGGCCCCUAUGUUGGGUAGGUUUUCCCCCGUCCCAAUUAUAAAAUGCUAGCAUCUGUGUCGCUGAAGCUUACAGCGUCUCGAUGUACAAUGUUACUGUUGGCUUGUAUUUUUUGGCCUUGCUACAUACCUUUUGGGGGAUGCUGAUGAUAAUUCUGGUCUACAUGCAUAUCAGUGUGUUUUUUGCUUAA
This is a messenger RNA of Manihot esculenta (cassava), 1648 nucleotides long. RefSeq names its product stress-induced-phosphoprotein 1. The record is from RefSeq and is a predicted model, not a curated record. Gene Ontology annotation, molecular function: Hsp90 protein binding. The transcript has 8 exons. NCBI's taxonomy places the organism in Eukaryota, Viridiplantae, Streptophyta, Magnoliopsida, Malpighiales, Euphorbiaceae. The coding region runs from base 188 to 1177 and encodes 329 amino acids.